AUGCAGGCUGUGGCUGCCUUUGUGGAUGAUGUGCUGGCGAAUGUGUCGGCGAGAGCGGACCUUCAGGCCAAGCUCUCCACCGAUGCUGGUCUAGUCGCGCUGCUCAACAGCCAGUCAGUUGCUCAGUCCACUCUGGUUCAAUUAGCCUGUUACACGGCCGGUGUUGUACUGGGGGCCGACGCAGUGCAACAGCCCUCCACCAAUGCAACCGAAGUGGAGCUGAAUUGGUCGGCCACUUGCUGGGAGAUACCUUCUUGUGCCAUUCUUCCCCGCUCCGAUAGUGAGGUAUCCCAGACCUUGGUGAUCCUGGCCUUUUUCAAAGCCCCAUUUGCGGUUCGCAGCGGGGGUCAUUCCCCCAACCCGGGCUUUGCUGGGGUUGACCGACCUGGAAUUCUCAUCGACCUCCAGCGUCUGAACGAGAUAACGCUUAGUCCGGAUCAAUCAGUUCUCAGCCUGGGCCCCGGUGCGCGGUGGGGGGAGGUGUACCAGGCCUUGGACUCUACCGGCCUGACGGUCAUGGGGGGUCGCAUUGAGGACGUGGGAGUUGGAGGUUUGCUUCUCGGGGGCGGGUAUUUUCAUUUCUCGGGCCAGUAUGGCCUUGCGGCUGAUAAUGUGAAAAACUUUCAUAUUGUCCUGGCUGAUGGAACUAUUGCAAAUGCCAAUGCCACCCACAACAGCGAUUUAUUCUGGGGUCUUAAGGGUGGAGGCCCCAACUUCGGCAUCGUCACCCAAUUCGACCUUGAAACGAUAUCCUUACCGCAGAUCUGGUUCGAGGCUUCAAUCUACAGCCUCGACCAGGUGCCAGACUUGUUCGAUGCCUUUGCCACCUGGCAGCAGAAUGCAUCGGACUCCAAAUCCGCGGUCGCCCUCGUUGUGAGCCUGGAAUAUGCGGUGCUGGCACUGAUGUACACCGAGGGAGCGUCUACACGCCCGGCGAUUUUUGCGCCCUUCGAUAAUCUCACGGUAUUGGAAGUGGCUGUCGCAGCCACAAAUGGUACUGUUGGGGAACUGGUGGAGCUCAUGGGUUCCGACGGUGCACCCGCCUCCCAACCACGCCGAGACUACCGAUCUGCUAGCUCAAAAGUGGACGCAGAGCUUUACAAGGAGGUGUACAACUUCUGGCAACCGCUCGCGGCCCAGGUCUAUGAGUCUACUGGAGCCACGCAGACCUUUACUCUGCAACCUGUCUCGGCCAACCUCGCGGCGGUGGGAAACUCGAAGGGGGGCAACCCUCUAGGGCUGGCAGAAGCAAAUACCCAAUGGUGGACGACCUUGGUCUAUUGGGCCAAUGCUAGCGACGAUGAUGCCGUCCGCGCCGUCUCCAUUGCGACGGAGGCGAAAUGGAAAGAGCUGGGCGAAGCGCGCAACACGGGAGAUGACUUCCGGUACAUGAACGAUGCCUCCCGGGACCAGAAUCCGCUGGCGACGUAUGGCUCCGACAACCUGGAGGAGUUGAAGCGGAUUGCCCUGCGGUAUGAUCCGAAUGGGGUGUUUCAGACGCUUCAGAAUAAUGGGUUCCUCCUGUCCAAGGCGUGAUCGUGGGAAGGGUCCUUUUUCCGUGCAUCCACUCUUUCCUAUAGACACGACGUCCACACG
This is a messenger RNA of Aspergillus saccharolyticus JOP 1030-1, 1596 nucleotides long. Its product is annotated as FAD-binding oxidoreductase. Gene Ontology annotation, molecular function: FAD binding. The transcript has 6 exons. Lineage: Eukaryota; Fungi; Ascomycota; Eurotiomycetes; Eurotiales; Aspergillaceae. The record is from RefSeq and is a predicted model, not a curated record. Bases 1 to 1536 code for a protein of 511 amino acids.